Molecule: messenger RNA, 647 nt
Organism: Ectocarpus siliculosus
Lineage: Eukaryota; Phaeophyceae; Ectocarpales; Ectocarpaceae
Source: the annotation of a GenBank genome assembly
AGGACCUCCAACGGCGGCGAUUGCUGAGGGGACUCCAAAGACGAUGAGCGGCUGUUGUUGCGUCCCGCUCUAUUUUUCUCGCUGUUGCGUGCCUGCCGCCUUCGAGACGAGCCAUCCGAUAAUUCAUCCUCUGUCCCGGAUGGUGAUGAAGAGUGGACGGCAAAAGAAAAGCCCCCCCGCGCUACGCGCCAGCCUUGUGGUUGCGGUGUCUGCGUCUUCUCCCAACAGCUAUCCCCGUGCAACCGCGCAGUAGCACGUGUUUGUGGCAACACGUCCUUGUUGUACGGGAUGAUGGCGGUAGAGGUGCCUCGCUCGAACACUGGCGGUCGGUGGCGUAUCUGCUGAAGGCCCAGCGCACCACACAGCACCAGCAUCGCCCGCAAAGCUCCGGCAGGUGACAGCAACAUGACCACUGCGUUCCCUUGUUGAGUCCUCUACUUCAAGCAGAUCUGUAGCAGCUCAGUGUUGCUGGUCUGUCUGUCUGUUGUUUGGGCACACCCACCAGACGACAUACCAUUGAAUUUAUAUGCUGGUGGAUCGACACGCGUCGCGACUUGGCCACAACCACGAGACCACGAGGGCUACACACAACAUGCACAGGACAAGUUAUUGCUUUGACGAACGCGACCACCCACUGGCCAAGUUGC